Podarcis lilfordi (Lilford's wall lizard) is the source of this 495-nucleotide messenger RNA. The record is from the annotation of a GenBank genome assembly. Lineage: Eukaryota; Metazoa; Chordata; Lepidosauria; Squamata; Lacertidae.
AUGGGCCAUGGCAAGCGGCCAAGGGACCUGGAUGAGGCAAUGCCUCCCCCGAGGCCCAAACAGUCCAAGAUUGAUUCUUUCUUUCUUAACUGUAGCAGAAAUAACGAGGAAGAUAGCUACACGGUUGAAACCCACAAUCGUUUUAAUCCUUUAAUUGACCUCGCAGCCGAUAUAGAAGUGGAGGGGGUGAACUCGAAGGCAACGAAUAAUGCUAAUGAUAAUGACAAAGAAGUGAGAGUCACCUCGAAGGGGGAGUCCGAGUUGGCCCUGGGCGAUGGCAUGGGAUUCAAUCAUUUCCAAUUAAUAAUCAGGACCCUGCGCUGCAUCUUUAAGAGCAUAAAUGGGAUCUCCAUGCAGGUGAAUAAUCUCCACCAAAAGCUUGAGGCCCAUUUGCUGGAGCUGCAGCACAACCUCACUCUGCCUCCGAGGGAUUUAAAGGGACAGAGGUGUACCUCCCUGUUAGACAUGAAAGUGGUACUGGUGGUCACCUCUUAA